Molecule: messenger RNA, 1202 nt
Organism: Lasiosphaeria miniovina
Lineage: Eukaryota; Fungi; Ascomycota; Sordariomycetes; Sordariales; Lasiosphaeriaceae
Product: BIG/ATPase V1 complex, subunit S1
Exons: 4
Coding region: 132-965 (277 amino acids)
Biological process (GO): fungal-type cell wall biogenesis; (1->6)-beta-D-glucan biosynthetic process
Cellular component (GO): endoplasmic reticulum membrane
Source: RefSeq, a predicted model, not a curated record
AGCUGACCCUAGCAUCAUCCUCUCCACUCUGGCCGCCUGCAGAAGCUCACCCGCACCUGGGAAGCAUAUCCCGCCAUCACAUCACGACCGAGCCCACGAACCGACGAACACGAGCUCGGAAUCCCGCAAAUAUGCACUUCUCGAUAGCCGCCACAUUGCUGACCUGCACGGCCGCCGUGCAGGCCUUCUCGGACUCGUCGCCAUUCUUCCUCCUCUCCAGUGCCAAACUCGUCGACACAAGUCUCGGCGACAAACAGAUUCGCACGAGCAGCUACGUCACUAGCAAAGCGAAGGAGCUGCUCGCGUCGUGCCCAACGAGCCGCUACAUCCUCGUCUCGCAGCCGAAUGUCCACGCCGACGACAUCCACGACGCACAGUCCGGCUGCACCAUGCCGAACCUCUGCCGCGCCGUCUUCAGCGAGUCGACCCAGAGCCGCUUCAGUGUCCGCGAAGUCGUGGGCAACAUUCUGAGCCAGACUCUGGCAGACUACAUCACGGCAACGUGCGUGGAGCACGGCAAGCAGGGCAAGGUCGAGCAGGUCGAACUGCCCCGGUUGCCCUCCACGAGGGAGAAGGUCGAUCGGGCCUACGCGCUGAUUGAUAACGAUCAUAAACUUGGAGAGCUGCUGGACACUUUGGGCGAUGACUACACCGUCGUGUUCUUCUCGGACCCAAAUGAGUUCAAAGCCUAUGAGCCCGAGUUUGUUGCGCCUGUCCAUAUGGACAUCAAGCGCCAGUCGAACCAGGAACCUGUUGUUUUCAGGAGACAAUCAAACGAGACGGACAACCGCCCUCUGUUUGAGAAGUACCAGUUUUUUACGCCUGGUAUCUUCAUGGGGUUUCUAGCUCUUAUUGUCUUGGGUUCGAUUCUCGGUGUCGGCCUCAAGGCUCUCUCUAGCUUAGAGGUCUCGUAUGGCGCUUUCGACAAGGAUAUGGGGCCCGCCGCCCAGAAGAAGCAACAGUAAAAGGCGGCCUUCUUGGACUAUAAAACGCACUUGUAAUCCGGGCCUGAGGAUUUGUAGCAUAUUUGGGAAUAGGUGGAGUUUGGAGGUUGUGCAUAAUUACGGCAUCGCUACUAGAGAGAGUCUGGCCCAAGGGUGACUCUGUCCUUUUUCAGGGGGGACAUUAACUGCCUUGUAUGGGGUUGUGUUUGCAAUAUAUAUUAAGGUGUUCGCCCUUUAAUCACAAUUUCUGGUCACGAU